Beauveria bassiana ARSEF 2860 is the source of this 786-nucleotide messenger RNA. RefSeq names its product CAMK family protein kinase. NCBI's taxonomy places the organism in Eukaryota, Fungi, Ascomycota, Sordariomycetes, Hypocreales, Cordycipitaceae. The record is from RefSeq and is a predicted model, not a curated record. Gene Ontology annotation, molecular function: ATP binding; protein kinase activity. The transcript is spliced from 4 exons. Gene Ontology annotation, biological process: protein phosphorylation. The coding region runs from base 1 to 786 and encodes 261 amino acids.
AUGGCAAACAGGCUCCAGAAAUACGCUAGCAGCGUUUCACCCUUGAAAGGUUUGACUGCCUUGGAGCUCGGGGCCAAGGCAAUAAACACCCUUCCAGUGAGAGAUGGGUUGCCGUGGAAUGACUUUGCAAGGAUGUACACGUUGAGGUUAGGUAUGAACGAUCCGGUCAUAGUCGCACAAAGAACAGGCGGCCCGUCGUAUGACGUGGUUUUCAUUCAUCAUUGUGACAAACUGAGUCGAACUCAGAUUGAGCUUCUGCAACGAUUGCAGCACGAAAACCUCACGACUGUUCACGAAAUCUACCGCCAGCAUGGCUCCUGGCAUAUAGUGACCGAACAAGCGGCACGUUCGCUUCAAGAGGCUGUCGGGAACCCAUUUAUGGAUAGCUCUAUGAUCGCGGCCAUUAUAGGGCAGAUCGUCACGGUUUUGGUAUACUUGGAGAGCCAAGGUCUACGGCAUGAAUCCCUCACCUGCUCUGACAUAUUGCUCCAUCCCACUGGGCGAAUUACGCUAGGAUCUUACACGACAGGGCCAGACAGACAAUGGACUUGCGUCUACUCCGAUACGAAGGAAGACAUUCGUCGUUUGGGUUGCGUCAUGAUGGAAUUGAUGGACGGCUAUGUCAAGGAUGGAGGUAGCGUUGGUCUCGACGACCCAUCACGAUGGAGUCCCGAAGCCGUACAGUUUCUCGGAGCGACGACGUCUGUUUCGUCAGCAAAAGAGCUUCUACUGCUCUUCCCGUGGAAUUGGCAUCGUAAACAGUCCAACCUCGCCAAAAGCUCAUGA